Calypte anna (Anna's hummingbird) is the source of this 6252-nucleotide messenger RNA. RefSeq names its product dedicator of cytokinesis 4 (gene DOCK4). Gene Ontology annotation, cellular component: cytoplasm; plasma membrane. Gene Ontology annotation, biological process: cell chemotaxis; small GTPase-mediated signal transduction. Gene Ontology annotation, molecular function: small GTPase binding; GTPase activator activity; guanyl-nucleotide exchange factor activity. The record is from RefSeq and is a predicted model, not a curated record. NCBI's taxonomy places the organism in Eukaryota, Metazoa, Chordata, Aves, Apodiformes, Trochilidae. Bases 1 to 6078 code for a protein of 2025 amino acids. The transcript has 56 exons.
AUGAAGAGCCCAGUAAUAGCUGGUUUUCGAGGGACAGUCCCACAUGGCCUAUCACUGGAGAUUGGAGACACUGUUCAAAUAUUGGAGAAAUGUGAUGGAUGGUACAGAGGAUUUGCCUUAAAAAACCCCAAUGUUAAGGGCAUAUUUCCAUCCAACUACAUUCACUUGAAAAAUGCGUGUGUUAAGAACAAAGGACAAUUUGAAAUGGUUAUUCCAACAGAAGAUUCUGUUAUUACAGAAAUGACAUCAACUUUAAGAGACUGGGGAACGAUGUGGAAACAACUCUAUGUGAGGAAUGAGGGGGAUCUCUUUCACCGACUGUGGCACAUCAUGAAUGAGAUUCUGGACCUGCGCAGGCAGGUGCUUGUUGGCCAUCUGACUCACGAUCGCAUGAAGGAUGUCAAGAGACACAUCACUGCUCGGCUGGACUGGGGCAAUGAACAACUGGGACUUGACUUAGUACCAAGAAAAGAAUAUGCUAUGGUGGAUCCUGAAGAGAUCAGCAUUACAGAGCUCUACAGGCUGAUGGAGCAUCGUCAUCGGAAAAAAGACACACCAGUACCAGCAAGCAGCCACCAUCUUUUUGUUCAGAUGAAGAGUCUGAUGUGCUCCAAUCUGGGAGAGGAACUGGAAGUAAUCUUCUCACUCUUUGAUAGUAAAGAAAAUCGGCCCAUCAGUGAAAGAUUUUUUUUGAGACUGAAUAGAAAUGGUUUGCCAAAAUGUCCAGAAAAGCCUGAAAGACACUGUUCUCUCUUUGUGGAUUUGGGGAGCAGUGAACUAAGGAAGGACAUCUAUAUCACUGUGCACAUUAUCCGGAUAGGACGAAUGGGAGCUGGAGAAAAGAAAAAUGCCUGCAACGUACAAUACAGACGGCCCUUUGGCUGUGCAGUCCUCAGUAUUGCAGAUUUGCUGGCAGGAGAUUCAAAGGAUGACCUAGUCUUAAAAGUAUACAUGUGCAACACAGAGAGUGACUGGUACCAGAUCCAUGAAAAUAUCAUUAAAAAGCUGAAUGCACGUUACAACUUGACAGGCUCCAAUGCAGGUCUGGCAGUUUCUCUUCAAUUGCUUCAUGGAGACAUAGAACAAAUUAGGAGGGAGUAUACGUCCAUGUUUACCCAUGGAGUGUCCAUAACAAGGAAACUAGGUUUUUCGAAUAUUAUUAUGCCUGGUGAAAUGAGGAAUGAUUUAUAUAUCACUGUAGAAAGAGGAGAAUUUGAGAAAGGAGGGAAAAGUGUGGCCAGAAAUGUGGAAGUGACAAUGCAUGUUGUGGACAGCAGUGGUCAAAUUUUAAAGGAUUUUAUCUCAUUUGGUUCUGGGGAGCCACCGGCCAGCGAGUACCAUUCCUUUGUGCUUUAUCAUAACAAUGGUCCCAGAUGGGCUGAACUGCUGAAACUUCCUAUCCCUGUGGAUAAAUUCAGAGGAGCACACAUCCGCUGUGAAUUCCGGCACUGUUCCACAAAAGAAAAGGGUGAGAAGAAGCUGUUUGGCUUUUCAUUCGUGCCCCUGAUGCAGGAAAAUGGGAGAACUCUGCCAGAUGGCACCCAUGAACUCAUUGUACACAAGUGUGAAGAAAACACAAACCUUCAGGAUUCUGGUCGCUACCUCAAACUCCCCUUUUCAAAGGGAAUUUUCCUGGGAAACAACAGCCAAGCAGUAAAAACCACUAAAGAGUCCUUCUGGAUUACGUCCUUUCUUUGCUCCACUAAACUCACACAAAAUGGAGAUAUGCUUGACCUUCUGAAAUGGAGAACCCACCCAGACAAAAUUGCAGGUUGCCUCUCAAAAUUAAAAGAAAUUGAUGGUUCAGAAAUCGUGAAGUUUCUUCAAGAUACACUAGACACUUUAUUUGGGAUUUUAGAUGAAAAUUCUCAAAGAUAUGGAUCAAAAGUAUUUGAUUGUUUGGUUCACAUAAUAAAUUUGCUGCAGGACAGCAAGUUUCACCACUUCAAGCCAGUAAUGGACACUUACAUUGAAAGUCAUUUUGCAGGAGCACUUGCAUACAGAGAUCUUAUAAAAGUAUUGAAGUGGCAUAUUGAUCGAGUCACUGAAGUGGAGCUGCACGAGCACAUACAGGAAGUACUAAAGGCACAGGAAUACAUCUUUAAAUACAUAGUUCAGUCUCGAAGGUUAUUCUCUAUUGCCACUGGUGGACAAAAUGAGGAGGAAUUUCGCUGCUGUAUUCAAGAGCUUCUUAUGUCAGUGCGCUUCUUCCUUUCCCAAGAGAGCAAAGGAACUAGUGCAUUAUCCCAACUACAAGCUGUGUUUCUCAGCUCAUUCCCAUCAGUGUACUCUGAACUUUUGAAGCUCUUUGAUGUAAGAGAAGUGGCAAAUUUGGUUCACGAUGCUCUGGGCAGCUUGCCAACAGUCAUGCAUGGGGAUGACUCCCUUCAAGCUGUUAAACUGCAGAGUAUUGGGAAAACUGUAGAGAGUCACCUGUACACCAACCCAGAUUCUCGAUACAUUCUUCUUCCAGUAGUUUUACAUCAUCUCCACAUGCACUUACAAGAACAGAAGGACCUUAUAAUGUGUGCACGUAUCCUUAGCAACAUAUUUUGCCUCAUCAAGAAGAACAGCUCAGAAAAAUCUGUCCUGGAGGAAAUAGAUGUGAUUGUAAACAGCCUGCUAGAUAUUCUGUUAAGGACCAUACUGGAGAUCACCAGCCGACCACAGCCGUCAGGCUCUGCUAUGCGCCUCCAACAUUGCAAGAAAAUAUCAGCUGAAGUAACUGGGGAAUUUGUCUCCUGCUUGUUGUCACUCUUGCGUCAAAUGACUGAUAGACAUUAUCAGCAGCUUCUUGAUAGUUUCAGCACAAAGGAAGAUCUGAGGGAUUUCCUGCUGCAGAUUUUCACUGUAUUUCGGAUACUAAUACGACCAGAGAUGUUUCCAAAAGACUGGACAGUGAUGCGUUUGGUUGCAAACAAUGUGAUCAUUACUACAGUCUUGUACCUUUCGGAUGCCCUUCGUAAAAACUUCUUAAAUGAAAACUUUGAUUACAAGAUAUGGGAUUCCUACUUUUUUCUUGCUGUCAUUUUUAUAAACCAGUUAUGUCUACAACUGGAGAUGUUCACACCUUCCAAGAAGAAAAAAGUUUUGGAGAAGUAUGGUGACAUGCGGGUAACAAUGGGAUGUGAAAUCUUCAGCAUGUGGCAAAAUUUAGGAGAACACAAGCUUCACUUUAUUCCAGCAUUGAUUGGCCCCUUCCUGGAAGUGACCUUGAUCCCUCAGCCAGACUUGAGGAAUGUAAUGAUUCCCAUUUUCCAUGACAUGAUGGACUGGGAGCAAAGGCGAAGUGGCAACUUUAAACAGGUGGAAGCAAAACUGAUUGACAAACUGGACAGCCUCAUGUCGGAAGGUAAAGGUGACGAAACAUACCGAGAGCUCUUCAAUAGUAUAAUUCCACUUUUUGGUCCUUAUCCUAGUCUACUGAAGAAAAUUGAGCGGGAAACAUGGAGGGAAAGUGGGGUUUCAUUAAUUGCCACUGUCACUCGCCUCAUGGAGAGGUUACUGGACUACAGGGACUGCAUGAAAAUGGGAGAAGUGGAUGGCAAAAAGAUUGGCUGCACUGUCAGCCUUUUGAAUUUUUACAAGACUGAACUGAACAAGGAAGAGAUGUAUAUUCGCUAUAUUCAUAAGCUGUAUGACCUACAUCUGAAAGCACAGAACUUCACAGAGGCUGCCUACACACUCCUGCUGUACGACGAGCUGCUGGAGUGGUCUGAUCGGCCGCUCAGAGAAUUUCUCAACUACCCCAUGCAGACAGAGUGGCAACGUAAAGAGUGUCUCCAUCUGACCAUCAUUCAAAACUUUGAUAGGGGAAAGUGUUGGGAAAAUGGCAUUAUCUUAUGCAGGAAAAUUGCAGAACAGUAUGAGAGCUACUAUGACUACAGAAACCUCAGCAAGAUGAGGAUGAUGGAAGCAUCCUUGUAUGAUAAAAUUAUGGAUCAACAACGUUUAGAGCCAGAAUUUUUCAGAGUUGGAUUCUAUGGGAAAAAGUUCCCAUUCUUCUUGAGGAAUAAGGAAUUUGUUUGCCGAGGACAUGACUACGAAAGGCUGGAGGCCUUCCAGCAGAGAAUGUUGAAUGAGUUCCCACAUGCCAUUGCUAUGCAACAUGCUAACCAACCAGAUGAGACCAUCUUCCAGGCAGAAGCACAGUAUUUGCAGAUUUAUGCAGUGACACCAAUUCCAGAAAACCAGGAAGUCCUGCAAAGAGAUGGCAUUCCUGAUAACAUCAAGAGCUUUUACAAAGUAAAUCACAUCUGGCGAUUCCGCUACGACAGGCCUUUUCACAAAGGCACCAAGGACAAGGAAAAUGAGUUCAAGAGUUUAUGGGUGGAGAGAACUACGUUGAUCUUGGUGCAGAGUUUACCUGGAAUAUCUCGUUGGUUUGAAGUGGAAAAACGUGAAGUAGUGGAAAUGAGUCCCCUUGAGAAUGCUAUUGAAGUCCUAGAAAAUAAGAACCAGCAGCUGAGAACACUGAUCAGUCAGUGUCAAACUAGACAGAUGCAGAAUAUUAACCCUCUCACAAUGUGUCUAAAUGGAGUCAUUGAUGCAGCAGUUAAUGGUGGAGUUGCAAGAUACCAAGAGGCAUUCUUUAUCAAAGAAUACAUCUUGAACCAUCCAGAGGAUGGAGAGAAGAUCACACGCUUGAGAGAGCUGAUGCUUGAGCAGGCCCAGAUUCUAGAAUUUGGCUUGGCAGUGCAUGAGAAGGUGGUGCCACAGGACAUGAGGCCAUUGCACAAAAAGCUGGUGGAUCAGUUCUUUGUGAUGAAGUCAAGCUUGGGAAUACAGGAAUUUUCUGCCUGUGUACAAGCUAGCCCUGUUCAUUUCCCAAAUGGAAGUCCUCGUGUAUGCCGAAAUUCCAUACCUGUUUCUAUGAGCCCUGAUGGUGCCAGGGUAAUACCACGCCGCAGUCCCUUGAGUUAUCCAGCUGUCAAUCGGUAUUCAUCCUCAUCACUGUCAUCCCAAGCUUCUGCUGAAGUCAGCAAUAUCACUGGGCAAUCAGAAAGCUCUGAUGAAGUUUUUAACAUGCAGCCUAGUCCAUCUACCUCAAGCUUGAGUUCUACUCAUUCUGCUUCACCUAAUGUGACCAGUUCUGCUCCAUCCAGUGCCAGAGCCUCUCCUCUGUUGUCUGACAAACAUAAGCAUUCCCGAGAAAACUCCUGUCUGUCCCCCAGAGAGAGACCCUGCAGUGCCAUCUACCCUACUCCUUUGGAAACCUCACAGACUACAAACUCUUGCUUUGCCAAGUGGAAUGUGACUUCUAUCCCCCACUCCACUCGAGACCCGAUAAGGGAGGCUGAGGAGACCGUAGGCCCAGUCCCCACUCUCUCUGAGAUUCGCCCAGCAGGAAAAUGUCCCAAUCUGUCUCUACCCUCAGUGUCCCAAGAGAGGAGAAUGCUGUUUAAUCACAUUGGAGAUGGUGCUUUGCCACGAAGUGAUUCCAAUCUGCCUGGCCCUGACAAAGCUGUAAACGCCACCCCCAGCAGCUGGAGCCUGGAUAGUGGGAAAGAAGCCAGAAACACAUCAGAAAGUGGAAAACUUAUAUCUCCUCCUGUUCCACCAAGACCUGCCCAGACUGCAUCACCGGCAAGACACAUAGCCUCUGUUUCUCCAUCUCCUGCUGGCAGAUCACCAAUGAAGGGGUCUGUGCAAUCCUUCACCCCAUCUCCGGUGGAGUACCAUUCCUCGGGGCUCAUCUCCAAUUCCCCGGUGCUGUCGGGGAGUUACAGCAGCGGCAUCUCCUCGCUCAGCCGCUGCAGCACAUCCGACACCUCGGGCUUCGAAAGCCAAAGCAGCGAACCGGCAGUGACUGCCCCGAGCUACGGCGUUUCUGAGGAGCCUGUGAGAAAGGAAAGUAAAACCCCUCCGCCUUACAGCGUGUACGAGCGGACUCUGAAGCGCCCCGUUCCUCUACCUCACAGCCUCUCCAUCCCGCCCGCCGCCGAACCCCCGGCGCUGCCGCCCAAGCCACAACUGGGCCGGCCGAACCACCUGGAGAACAGCAGCAGCAACAGCAGCAGGAGGACUGAGCAGGUUCCGCGGCCCAGGCCUCUGCCCCGCAAAGUCUCUCAGCUAUGAGAAGUCACUUUUAUAUUUAAUUGCAACCUGUUCUUUACCGUUUAAGAAAUAAUAAUAAUAUUUUUUAAAAAUGGUAAAACGCGUUUAGUUAGGCACUUUAAUAUUUCACCCACCUUUUCUUUUUGAGUAAUUUUGAAAGGCUUACUAAUAUUAUGUUGCACAAUUGAAAUGAAA